AUGGCGGACAAGAAGCUGGUGGUGGUCUUCGGAGCCACGGGUGCCCAGGGGGGCUCAGUGGCCCACACGCUUCUGGAAGAUGGGACGUUCAGGGUUCGAGUGGUGACCCGGAACCCUGGGCAGAGGGCAGCAAAGGAGCUGAGGCUGCAGGGUGCGGAAGUGGUGCAGGGAGACCAGAACAAUGAGGCCAGCAUGGAGCAGGCCCUGACUGGGGCUCAUGCCACCUUCAUUGUGACCAACUACUGGGAGAACUGCAGCCAGGAGCAGGAGGUCAAGCAGCCUUGUGGUCUCUCCUUUCCUGCCCACCAGGGAAAGCUGCUGGCCGAUCUGGCCAAGCGCCUGGGCCUCCGCUACGUGGUCUAUAGUGGUUUGGAGAACAUCAGAAAGCUGACGGCGGGGAGACUGGCAGCGGGCCACUUUGAUGGCAAAGGAGAGGUGGAGGAAUAUUUCCGGGACAUUGGCGUUCCCAUGACCAGUGUGCGGUUGCCCUGCUAUUUUGAGAAUCUCCUCUCCUACUUUCUGCCCCAGAAAGCCCCAGAUGGAAAGAGCUACUUGCUGAACCUGCCCAUGGGCGACAUUCCCAUGGACGGCAUGGCCGUGACCGACCUGGGUCCCGUGGUGCUCAGCCUACUGAAGACACCAGAAGAAUACAUGGGCCAGGACAUUGGGCUCAGCACCUGCAGGCACACGGUGGCCGAGUAUGCCGCGCUGCUCACCAGGCACACCAGCAAGCCUGUGCGUGACGCCAAGAUGACUCCUGAGGAUUACGAGAAGCUCAGCUUCCCUGGGGCUCAGGACCUGGCCAACAUGUUCCGCUUCUAUGCCCUGAAGCCCAACCGUGACAUCGAGCUGACCCUGAGACUCAACCCCAAGGCACAGACGCUGGACCAGUGGCUGGAGCAGCACAAAGGGGACUUUGCCCGGCUGUGA
Messenger RNA from Cynocephalus volans (Philippine flying lemur), 930 nucleotides. It is a transcript of the gene NMRAL1, whose product is annotated as NmrA like redox sensor 1. The record is from RefSeq and is a predicted model, not a curated record. The transcript is spliced from 5 exons. Lineage: Eukaryota; Metazoa; Chordata; Mammalia; Dermoptera; Cynocephalidae. Gene Ontology annotation, cellular component: nucleus. The coding region runs from base 1 to 930 and encodes 309 amino acids.